CAAUAAUUAAGGAGGACUGGUCGGCCCGUCGGGUUUCACUGCGUGGCUGGUGGCGGAGCAGAAGCCUGCUUUGCAGAUAAAUGAUUGGCUGGCUACCUUACAUUCAACCGCAAGCCACGGCUUGGGCCCAGCAACGACACCAGAACCACCAACCUGCCACUGGCAUUUCUACACCGCGGCAUCUACGAAUCGACGCAUUAGGCCUCUUCCGAAAAGAAACUACGUCCUCAUCUCAAAACUGCCCGGGACUGUCCGAGAUCGAAGGCGUCCCCCCAACUCAGUCUACCUAGGUACUUUGCGAUGGACGGGCAGCGGCCGAUGGAAGAACUGAGCGAGGCUCGGAACCUUGAGAAAGUUCUGAGUUUUCGCGAUGCUCGAGAAGGGGAUAGAGAUUUUGCUGUUGAGGAGAUCAUAGAUCAGACUCGAACCACCAUAACCACAGUGCUAAGGACUCCUAGGGUCGACGACGACGUCGAUCAGCGAAAACUCUGCGGCCGCGAAGACUGGGAAGAAUUUUUCGCGGACAUAUUGCCAUCGGUCGAGAACGAGUAUCCAAAACCUGAUCGUAUCUCCAAAGGGAACCCAAGUCCAACCUCGAGACUCUUUUUAAUAAUAGCGCGGCCUGAAAAAACAGAAAAUCGGGUGCUGAGACCUACAGAUACUCUCGUUGAGGGUCGUUGCAGUGGCGUGGAUAUCAACGAUGAACGCCUUGGCUCAUGGUUUCUUAGCCGCGGUCGUAGGGUCACUACCGUCGCAGCAUCCUUCUUCAGGAGAGGGGAGGACAUACUUCCUAACGAGAAAGCUGAAGCCCGGCCAGCGAGCGACUUCAAAGUAUCGGUUUCCAAAACUCCUCGUGGUGAUCAUCGGAAAAGGCUACGAAACAUGCCGUUCACAGCCGAUACCUUUCGGCUCCUUUCCAGAAGGAUGUCUAUUCACAGUUGGAUUGGUCGGCUUAUAAGUCGAGCCAAUGUACCGGCUUUUGAACGCACGUUGACCGAGAUGCCACUGUACACAAGUACUGGCGAAAGCAUGGUUCGUCAGAAGGCAAUAAUUUACAAUUGCCGGACAUCUAACGAAUGGAAAGACGAUAUGGCCCUAGCUGUCACACACUUUCCCAAACAAAGAUUGACUUUCGCCCUACUAUUCGGUGCCUCAGAGGACCAGGAGAGGAGCGUGCUGGCAAGACUUGGGAGAGCCGGCCCUGAUACGGCCCAUCCCAUGCUUCUCCCGGGAAUCCUGGUAGAGCUAGAACGCAAGAGGCAAAUGGACAUUGCCGACGAGAUGAUUGACGAAUUAGAGAUGCAAAUAUUCCAGCUCGACAACGAGACCAUCACGAGCUGGAAGCAAAGCGUGCAGACCACGGCCGAACGGAACAAGCAGAAGACUAAAGCCUGGCUUGACGCGGCCUUCUCGAGGAACAUCCUUCUGGCUACCAAGACUGUUCUAUUCAGCAUGUGUCGGCAUCUGGACGAGUACUCGAUGUUGGUGAAUCCCAGGGUGCGGAGAGAGCACGAUUUUCAUCACCAGGACCGUGACCACUUCGCCCAAGGGGGAUUACGACCGGGCACACCACUCUCCGUUACUAGCAGCCACUGGCAAGUUCACAGUCAAAUAUCCUUCUCGGAGUACUCGGGCUCGGAACCCCUCGAGGCCUCAAAUCCUGACAGCACAUGCGACCCAGAUGCCAGAUACCAGGAACUCCUGCAACAAGCUGGAAUGAGAAUGGAGGAUAGGCUUGUUUCUAUCAUCGGUGAGUAUGAAGACAAGAUCAGGGCUUGCACCAUGGAAAUCGAUGGAAUGGCGAUGGCUACACAAUGGUCUCACGGAGAAACCAACAUGGAAAUUGCCACGGCAAGUGGCGAGGACUCGCGGCAGAUGCGGUCCAUCGCACUGGUCACCAUGGUAUUCCUCCCAGGGACCUUCUUCGCUAGCAUGUUCUCCAUGACCUUUUUCAACUGGAACGCUGGUUCCGACGGCGGCGGCGGCGGCGGUAACAAUUCCAGCCCUACUGUCUCCUCAGAGAUAUGGAUCUAUUUCCUGAUCACUGCCGUCUCCACCCUCAUCACUCUUUUGCUUUUCUGGUAUUUCAUUCUGUCUCGUCAGCGUAAUAGGAGGAAGCUACAACGGGAUCUGAGCUCGGUUUGAUGAAGCCAUACUGCAUCGCUUUUCCAGGGGCGAGAGCUCCAGUCUACGAAACACGGGCAUAUUCCCUUUGAGGUCAAUAGCCCUAAUUCACACCCCAAUCCAGCUGACUGGGGUUGUUUGUCGAACGGGAUCACAUUGACUUAUAUGGGCAGACUGGUUGAUGGCUGAGGGCUCCUCAACGUUCAACCGUCCGUUAUCUCACUUGAUCCACCACUCAACACUUAUAACCCUCGCAGCCAGUCAUCAAUAGCAACAUGAACGCGUCAUGAGACAGCCGCACGCCUGCUGAAUUGGCAUACGUCUGAGUAUGGUACCGGAUUUCGCACCACUUAAGCCAAGGCGGCAGGGGGAA
Molecule: messenger RNA, 2497 nt
Organism: Parathielavia appendiculata
Lineage: Eukaryota; Fungi; Ascomycota; Sordariomycetes; Sordariales; Chaetomiaceae
Exons: 6
Coding region: 301-2145 (614 amino acids)
Source: RefSeq, a predicted model, not a curated record